CGUUCUGAGACUUGAUCGGACAAGUAUCUGUAUGCUUAAUAGAUGUGGUGCUGUGUAUUGUGAUUGUGAUUCAGAUGAAAGUGAUUAUGAGAAUGAAAGUUUUAUUAAUACAGAUCACGAUGAAAGUAUUGAAGAAAAAAGAACAGAUUCAUCAUUUUUUAGUGAUUAUUCUACUAAUGAAAAACAUAAAAAAAAGACAAAUCAUUUUAUUUAUACUACUUUAUCAGAUGAAACUUCAGAUUUGAAUGACAGCGACUGCAAUGAGGAUUAUUAUUCAUCUAAUGAAUAUAAUAAUACAGGUAUAAAUGUUUGUAUAAAUGAUUCCUCAGAUUGUGAUGAUAAAAUAAGAACAAGAAAAAAAAGAAAAAAUGAAGAUGCUUAUCAUUAUAAUAAGAAACAAAAGAUACAUGAAGAUUCAGGUGAUGAAGGUAGUAGUCAAAACAUUAAUAAUAUUUCUAUAAAUGAUCCAUCAAGUAAUGAUGAAGAAGAUAUUAGAAUAGAGAAAAAUAUAUAUGAAGAUUCUUAUCAUUAUAAUAAGCGACAAAAAAUUCAUAAAGUAAAAAAUAAGAUUGAAGAUGAUAUUAGUGAUAAAAAUAAUUUUAAUGUAAAUGAAGAAUUAAAUAAACAAGAAUCCAAAAAUCUUAAUACUGACAAAGUUAAACGUAUGAUGAAAAAAAUGGGAUAUAAGGAAGGAUAUGGUCUUGGAAAAAAUAAGCAAGGUCGUUUAGAACCAGUUGAAGCUUCUAAACAACAUGGACGUAGAGGUCUUGGUCAUAAUAUUCCUGGACUUGAAGCUUCAAGUCUUAAAUGGGAUCCUGCAGAAGAAGAAAUAAAAUGUAAAGAAGAUAUGGAAUGGAUAAAAAAUCCAAAUAAAAAUUUACCUACAAAAGAAGAAAUGCAUUUUUGGUUACAAAUAGGACCUAAGAAAAUGACUAUAGAUGAUGAAACUCAUUUUUGUCAUGAGGAUAUAGUUAGAAAUAUAAUUAAUUCGAAAACAGUAUUUGAUAAUUUAGACGAUGUUGAAUUUCGUCGCGCAAGAACACGUUCUAAUCCUUACGAAACAAUUCGUGGUGCAUUUUUCUUAAAUCGUGCUGCUGUUAAAAUGGCUAAUAUAGAUAGAGCAUGUAAUUUUAUGUUUACUGAUAGGAAACAUUUGGGAAAAAAUGAGUUGUUAUAUUUUGCAGAUGUAUGUGCUGGACCAGGUGGUUUCAGUGAAUAUGUUCUUUGGAGAACAAAAUGGCAUGCUAAAGGAUUUGGUUUUACAUUGAAAAAUGAAAAUGAUUUUAAAUUAGCUGAUUUUUAUGCUGGUUCUCCUGAAACAUUUCAUCCAUAUUAUGGACCAAAAGAUAAUGGUGAUGUCUUUGAUUCUGAAAAUCAAAGAACAUUUAGAGAACUUAUAAUGAAAUACACUCAUAAUAAAGGAGUACAUUUUAUGAUGUCUGAUGGUGGUUUCUCUGUUGAGGGAAAAGAAAACCUACAAGAAAUUCUUUCAAAACAAUUAUAUCUUUGUCAAUGUUUAGUGGCAUUAAUGAUAGUAAGAGAGAAAGGUCAUUUUGUUACGAAAUUAUUUGAUAUAUUUACACCCUUUAGUGCUGGUUUAAUCUAUUUAAUGUAUCGAUGUUUUGACGAAAUUUGUAUUUUUAAACCAAACUCUUCUAGACCAGCAAAUUCAGAACGUUAUUUAAUAUGUAAAAGUAAACGGCCUGGGACAGAAAUUGUUACACAAUAUUUUAAUAAAAUUAAUCAUUUGCUAUUAGAUAAUGAUGAAAAUAAUGAUGUUAUACAAUUAGUGUCAUUUGACGAAUUAGAAAAAGAAAAACACUUUUUGCAAUAUUUACGCACUUCUAAUGAGUAUUUAGGAAAGAAACAAAUAAUAGGUCUAUGCAAAAUUGCUGCAUUUUGUGAAGAUAAUACUCUUGUUGAAACAAAACAAGCUGAUAUGCGUAAAGAAUGUUUAGCAUAUUGGAAACUUCCUGAUGAAAGUAGAACAAUCCCAAAACAUAUGAAACCAAAAGAUAAAUUAAAUAUUCUUGUUAAAGAUUCCACAUUUCUUUCUAAUUUCGCAACUACAUUAAAAGUAGAUAACAUUAACAAUUUAUUAAAUUCACCAUAUGAUUGGUUUUGCAUGCCAUGUAGUACUAAAUUACAACCUGAUGAUGAAAGAAAAAAUGCUACAUUUUAUAUGAGUAUGGGAAGAAGUAAUGUUUAUCGUUAUUUGAAAUAUGGUUGGGUAGAAGUUAGUGAUAUUAAUAUAGAAUUACCAUCAAAUACACUUGUAUAUGCAGAAGUUGUACAUGAAAUGAAAAGAGAAUUUAGACAUCAACAAAAAGUACUUGCAUUACAUAUCAUAGAUGCAUUCAUUUUAGGAGGAGAAGAUGUUAGUCAAAAAUAUUUAAGAGAAAGGCAUGAACUUACAAAGAAAUUUUGUGAAGCUUUGUGGAAACCAGAGGGAAGUAAUUAUGCUCGAGUACGAGCUAAAGAAUUAUUCCCGGUAAAUUCAGAUAUAUGUGAAAAAUUACAAAUAAAAGAGCGUAGAAUGAAAAAUAAUUGUCCUGCUUUGGUAUAUGAACUCCCGGAAACAUCUUUACAUUAUGAUCAAAAUUGUGAUGAUAAAUUAUAUUUUAUACCAAAUAGUAUAACAUUUUUAAGAAGUACUGUUAAUCCAUGGAAUCGAUAUGUCAGCAAAACACAUCGUACGACUUAUGUUUUUAAUUAUAAAACUAAUGAGAAUUUAUUUGAUAAAAAUAGACCGCGUUCGGCAGAAGCGAAUUUCAUAGAAUCGUUCAAAAAUCGCGUUAUUUGGUAUUGGCCUAGUGAUAAAUCACUUACCAUGAAUAUAUUUGCGAAAUUUAUCAAAGAUAAAUGCAAUAUAACUUUACAAAAUGGUUUAAGUUAUUAGUAAAACAAACAUAAAAUUGAUAAUAGAAACUCUCAAUAUGGUAUUAUUAAUUGUACCAUUCGAAUACUAAAUUGAUCAACUUGUUUUUUGAAAGUUUUUUAAUUUUAGUAUAAUUUUGAAAAAUCAUUAAUUUU
Apis laboriosa (Himalayan honeybee) is the source of this 3033-nucleotide messenger RNA. RefSeq names its product cap-specific mRNA (nucleoside-2'-O-)-methyltransferase 1 (gene Cmtr1). The record is from RefSeq and is a predicted model, not a curated record. Gene Ontology annotation, cellular component: nucleus; cytoplasm. Gene Ontology annotation, biological process: 7-methylguanosine mRNA capping. The transcript is spliced from 3 exons. Gene Ontology annotation, molecular function: methyltransferase cap1 activity; nucleic acid binding. Bases 32 to 2899 code for a protein of 955 amino acids. Lineage: Eukaryota; Metazoa; Arthropoda; Insecta; Hymenoptera; Apidae.